Messenger RNA from Sphenostylis stenocarpa, 744 nucleotides. NCBI's taxonomy places the organism in Eukaryota, Viridiplantae, Streptophyta, Magnoliopsida, Fabales, Fabaceae. The record is from the annotation of a GenBank genome assembly.
AUGGAUAUUGCCCAUUUUUUGUUUGGUAUAUUUGGGAAUGCUUCCGCUCUGUUCCUCUUCUUGGCUCCAGUGAUCACAUUUAAGAGGAUUAUAAAGAACAGAUCCACAGAGAUGUUCUCGGGCAUUCCAUAUGUCAUGACACUGCUCAACUGUCUCCUUUCAGCUUGGUAUGGUCUACCUUUUGUGUCUCCCCACAACAUAUUAGUGUCAACAGUGAAUGGUACUGGAUCUUUGAUUGAAAUCGUAUACGUGCUGAUCUUCAUCAUAUUGGCAACCAAUAAAGAGAAGGCUAAAAUUCUUGGUCUCUUCACCUUCGUGCUCUCUGUGUUCUCUGCUGUUGUUUUUGUGUCCCUUUUUGCCCUUCAUGGCAAUUCCAGAAAGCUCUUCUGCGGCUUUGCUGCUGCAAUAUUUUCCAUUAUCAUGUAUGGCUCUCCACUAUCAAUUAUGAGACUAGUGAUCAAAACCAAGAGCGUGGAGUUCAUGCCCUUUUUCUUGUCACUGUUUGUGUUUCUCUGUGGCACUUCCUGGUUUAUCUUUGGUCUGCUAGGCCGUGACCCAUUUGUUGCAGUACCUAAUGGUGUUGGUUCUGCUUUGGGAACAAUGCAACUAAUAUUGUAUUUCAUAUACCGAGACAAUAAAGGUGUUGCAAGGAAACAAGCCCCCACAGAGGAGGAAUUCAUGGAGAUGGGGAAUGCAAAGCCUCGACAAGGGAAGCAAUCCAGUGCAAAUGGAACUCAAGCAUGA